UGACCCCCAAGCCCUUUCAGGACCCUGUGAACGGGAACAGCCAUCCAGAGAGCUCAGGAAGGCGUCCGCGCCCUCACCUCUGAUCCCCAUGAGCUCCCAGGGAGCUGCGGUCCCGCCGGGCAGAGCUCAGCCUGCAGGCGAAGCGGUGACUGCAGCAAGCCAGACAGCCCAGCAGCCCCGCAACCCAACCGUGCGGCGCCUCACAAUCGAUGACUUUGAAAUCGGGCGUCCCCUGGGCAAGGGGAAAUUUGGGAAUGUGUACCUGGCUCGGCUCAAGGAAAGCCACUUCAUCGUGGCCCUGAAGGUUCUUUUCAAGUCGCAGUUAGAGAAGGAGGGACUGGAGCACCAGCUGCGCCGGGAAAUUGAGAUCCAGGCGCAUCUACAACACCCCAAUAUCCUACGCCUGUAUAACUACUUCCAUGACGCGCGCCGCGUGUUCCUGAUUCUGGAAUAUGCUCCGAGGGGUGAGCUGUACAAGGAGCUGCAGAAAAGCGAGAAAUUAGAUGAACAGCGCACAGCCACGAUAAUAGAGGAGUUGGCAGAUGCCCUGACCUACUGCCAUGAGAAGAAAGUGAUUCACAGAGAUAUUAAACCAGAGAACCUGCUGCUGGGGUUCAGGGGUGAGGUGAAGAUCGCAGAUUUUGGCUGGUCUGUGCACACCCCCUCCCUGAGGAGAAAGACAAUGUGUGGGACACUGGACUACUUGCCCCCGGAAAUGAUUGAGGGGAGAACGUACGACGAAAAGGUGGAUUUGUGGUGCAUGGGGGUGCUUUGCUAUGAGCUGCUCGUCGGAUACCCACCUUUUGAGAGCACCUCCCACAGUGAGACUUACAGACGCAUCCUCAAGGUGGAUGUGAGGUUUCCACCGUCAAUGCCUGUGGGGGCCCAGGACUUGAUUUCCAAGCUUCUCAGAUACCAGCCCUUGGAGCGACUGCCCCUGGCUCAGAUCCUGAAGCAUCCCUGGGUUCAGGCCUACUCCCGAAGGGUGCUGCCUCCUUGUGCUCAGGUGGCUUCCUGAGCCCUGUCUGCUUCUGUUUGUGUUUGCUCAGGGAGAUCUCCUAGCUCUGCCACCUCCUUUGUCUUUAUUCUUUUCUCUUUUAAGAUGUAAGAUGCUAGUUAGUUAAUAAAAGCUGAAUCAUUUUGUACCAGC
This is a messenger RNA of Callithrix jacchus (white-tufted-ear marmoset), 1150 nucleotides long. RefSeq names its product aurora kinase C (gene AURKC). NCBI's taxonomy places the organism in Eukaryota, Metazoa, Chordata, Mammalia, Primates, Cebidae. The record is from RefSeq and is a predicted model, not a curated record. Gene Ontology annotation, molecular function: protein kinase activity; ATP binding. Gene Ontology annotation, biological process: protein phosphorylation.